Messenger RNA from Glycine soja, 1220 nucleotides. RefSeq lists its product as uncharacterized. Bases 247 to 774 code for a protein of 175 amino acids. The record is from RefSeq and is a predicted model, not a curated record. The transcript has 2 exons. Lineage: Eukaryota; Viridiplantae; Streptophyta; Magnoliopsida; Fabales; Fabaceae.
ACGAUAUUUACAACCCCUGCAUUUUCAUUCGUCCAGUUAUAUUAAUCAUAAUUCAUUUUAGAUUUUACUAUCAAACAAUCAAAAAUCAAAUUCCAUUCAGAUUCAAUUAAAAAGAAAAUGUCAAAAACCGAACCCCUUUGAUUUGAUAUGGCACAUUAAUAGUAAUUGUUAUCAUUAGGAAUCAAAGUGAUAGUGAUAGAGAAUAAUAAUAAUAAUACAAGAAAGAAAGAAAGAAAGAAAGAUCAUAUGAUGGACUCAGAAAUGGUGGAAGCAGAGUCAUCAUCAUCAUCAUCAUCGCAGCCUCAGCCGCAGGCAUCGAGUUCCGGCCAAACCGACGUCGUUCGCGAUUUGCUCACAUUGGCUCGCCAGCUCAUCACUCAAGGCAAACCCUCCCAAGCCCUCCAAGCUGUGGUUGUAGCAAUGAAGACUAGAGGUGGUGAUGAAGCUGUUUUUCAGUCCUUGCAUCGUGCUCGUGAGGUGUAUAGAAGCAGACUGCAAGAGAAUGCUGCAGUUGAUCAGCUGGCUUCUUUGUUUGCUGAGUGUGCUAUUGCUGAAGCUCAGCCUGUAGUGAUUGAACCACCUGCCAAUAACAUUACCAACCCAUCAAUUACCCCAGAACCUGAUGCUCAUGGGACUUCCAUACUGGCAGAAAGUGGCAGGAUGCAAGUAGUGUUGGAUGCAGUCUCUGAUGGAAGCAGCUUCAUCUGUUUGAAGUGUGGAGGCCUUGUUAGUAACCAUCGCAAAGACGAGCACUAUGCAUACUGGUGUUGUUAAUCACAGUGCUUUGGGUAUAAGGUUUGCCCAUCUUCCAUCGUGAGUUUUUUGGUGCAUCAUUAAGAUGGUCUGAUGAAAAUGAGCGAACUUCUGAGUUCUGUCUGCCUUAUACUUUGAUCUUUGGAAAAAUCAUGCUACUGUCAUAGUAGAGUGAAUUGCGAACUAUGUCCUUUGAAGACUUCCAUGCUUUAAACCAUACCAAUCAAUACAGAAUUGUGAGUCACAUUUGGGCCAACAGUACCUUAUGUAAUUUUUUGGGAUAUUUUUUUGCGUUUAUUUUGAGUUGAUAUGUUUAAAUAAUAAUUACAAAAAUGAUACUUUAUUUUCAAUUUGUUUCGCGUGUUCAAGAAUUCUCAAAGAUAUGGUGAAAAUAACUCUUGUUUUCACCAUUUUCUUAACAUCUUGGAAAUGAGAAAUAACGAGAAAAUGAUAUGUUGUCUUUGUAA